This is a messenger RNA of Lagopus muta (rock ptarmigan), 2912 nucleotides long. It is a transcript of the gene MPPED2, whose product is annotated as metallophosphoesterase domain containing 2. Bases 638 to 1522 code for a protein of 294 amino acids. Lineage: Eukaryota; Metazoa; Chordata; Aves; Galliformes; Phasianidae. The record is from RefSeq and is a predicted model, not a curated record. Gene Ontology annotation, molecular function: hydrolase activity. The transcript has 10 exons.
CGCUGAGGUUCCAGAUGGACUCCCGUGUGGCGCCCGGAGCUGGCACGCCGUAGCGGCGGCGGCGUCCCAUUUCCCGCUGCUCGUAGUGGCCGCCUUCUCUCACAGGUUGUGAAGUUCUGUAAAAACUUUGAAGCCUGUUUCUACUAGCACUGGCAACUGAAGUUCAUCUGUGAAACAGAACCAUUGCAGAGAAGGAACUGCUGCAAUUUUGGAAUACAGGGGACCACCUUCAUCUUUGCAGAGGUGGCACAUCUCAAUGGAUGGGCUGUUGUGACAGUGAGGGUGCUGCACACUGACACUGGGACUCUCCUUCUCUCAGCCACUGUCAAAGGCUAUGGUGUGAGCAGAUCAGAGAGCACAAGAAGAACCAGUGGGAAUCUCGGAUGGACGAAGAGAUUCUGACAGAAGGCUUCAGUUUUGCUUCCCAAAGAGAAUUGUCCUUCUUCCCAAAAAGCUGGUGUACUUGUGUGGAGAGGCCAUGGAUUCUUCCUGAAGACAGCGUGUUUGCUGGCGUGUUUGGCAGCUCGGGGCUGCUGUCGAGGAGCUGCUCGGCCUGGGGAGCUGCCAGGAACACGAUGCCCUGCCCUGCUCUCGGCCUUGGGAAGCUGUGAGUUGCUCAUGUCCAUAAGGAGGAAGGAUGGCUCAUGGAAUUCCUUCACAAGGCAAAGUUACCAUAACGGUGGAUGAGUACAGCUCCAACCCGACGCAGGCCUUCACGCACUACAACAUCAACCAGAGCAGGUUCCAGCCUCCACACGUGCACAUGGUCGACCCUAUCCCAUAUGAUACUCCAAAACCAGCGGGCCACACGCGAUUUGUCUGCAUCUCAGACACACACUCCAGAACAGAUGGCAUCCAGAUGCCUUAUGGGGACAUCCUUCUCCACACGGGCGAUUUCACCGAGCUGGGACUGCCCUCAGAGGUUAAGAAGUUUAAUGACUGGUUAGGAAACCUGCCAUAUGAAUAUAAAAUAGUGAUUGCUGGGAAUCAUGAACUGACAUUUGAUAAGGAAUUCAUGGCAGACCUUGUUAAACAAGAUUACUACCGCUUUCCUUCUGUGUCCAAAUUGAAACCAGAGGACUUUGACAAUGUUCAGUCACUCCUGACAAAUAGUAUUUACUUACAAGAUUCAGAAGUAACAGUUAAAGGAUUCCGGAUAUAUGGUGCCCCGUGGACACCGUGGUUUAAUGGAUGGGGCUUUAACCUACCCAGAGGUCAGUCUUUGCUAGACAAGUGGAACCUUAUCCCUGAGGGCAUUGAUAUACUAAUGACACAUGGACCUCCCCUUGGUUUUCGAGACUGGGUUCCAAAAGAGCUGCAGAGAGUUGGUUGUGUGGAACUGCUAAACACAGUGCAAAGGCGAGUAAGGCCCAAACUCCAUGUCUUUGGUGGGAUCCAUGAAGGUUAUGGCAUUAUGACAGACGGUUACACAACGUACAUCAAUGCUUCAACGUGUACAGUCAGCUUUCAACCAACCAACCCUCCAAUUAUAUUUGACCUUCCAACCCCUCAAGGAUCAUGAAGCACUGCUGCACGUUUGGAACUGAGGAAGGUCUAUAAACUGCCAUUUUCUAAUUACAAUACUUGCAUUCUGUUACAUGUUUAUUUCAAAGGUUUUUGUGGGGGGCAUUUUGGGAGGGAGAGUGGAGGGGUUUUUGUUUUGGGGCGGGGGUUUUUUUUAGUAAAUUGCUGGUGCAACGAAACAAGACGAAAAGUUAGAGGUUGUGCUUUUUGGAAAUGCAGCGUUCAUUUGAAAUUGGAAGAGCAUUGUGAAUUUGUAAAAUUAAUUUUGUUUUUCAAUAAACUGCCAUUGUAAAUUGUUAUAGUGUUCUCAAAAGGACAGCCAAGCUUUCUUUUAAGAAGUGAGAGACCUUAUUUUAAUAUUAUAUGAUAAGCUAAAAAAAAAUAGGCAGCAUUUAAAAACACCCAAAUUUGCACAACUUUUGUUAAUGUCGUGGUUUUUUUUUAAUGUCUUUUCCCUAUGGUCUAAAUGUUAGCUUUUCAUCUCUCCAUUUAUAUUCUUUUUUCUUCCUGCCUUUCUUUUUUACUUUUUUUUUUAUAGCACAGACAAGACUUUGGGGUCCAUUUGCCUCUUGAUAUGUGUGCGUGUGCUGAAACUUGUUUCUGUUCACAGUAAAAUGCAGCGAGGGGAGAAUAGACUUCUCAGUUGUUUGUUUGUCCACUACCUGCUUUGUAUGGUAAAGAAUGGUAUAGAUAGCCACGGUCUGUAUGUGAUAUCUGCCUUUUAUUGUUUGUUUUUAAAUUAUUUUAGCUUUAAAAAACUGGGAAUGAAAGCUGCAAAGAGCAGGCGUUUCAUGCAGUAAAAAAAAUAAUGUAAAUGCGGACUCCUUUUAAAUAUGAAUUUAUAUAUAUAUGUAUUUUUUGUGCAUUAUAACUAAGCUAGGAUUUAAUAUUGCCAGUAUAGCAUCUGCAAAAUUAUGCUGUACAGCACAUCUAAAUUAUGAAGGAUGUGACACAUUUUCCAAGUGCUCAAGGCCUUCCAGAGCCUGAGUUCAAUCUUUGUUGUAGUUCAGGCAUGUAUAGAGUCAUAUGGAUACAAUCGAGCCUAACUAAAAUAAGGCUUAGUUGUCCUUUAUAUUUAAAUAUUCUUCUUGUCUUUUUAUUUCCUUUUUCUUAUUUUGCACUGUGUGUAAAUGCAAUCUUGCUAGCACAAAAUACUGUUGCAGAUAGUUAUUUCUGUUCUACCACUGUAAAUGCUAUUGAGCUUUGUUCUGUUUUAUGUUAACUUGUUAAUGGAAUUUAGAAAGCAGUUGUUUCUUUAAAUUUAUUGUGAUAUAUCUAGCGGCCUUUAUAUGCAAAUAAAAUUGCAAGAUUUUUAAAUAUGUGGUUUAAGGGAAUUUUACAUUUUUGUGUGGCAUGAACAGCUGGGGGUGCAGCAGUAAGUAAGAACU